AUGGCUUCCUACGAUAGCGACGACUCGAUAGAAGAGAACGAGGACUUCACUGAGACCGAUGUCCUUCUAGGAUAUGCGUCAAAGGAAUCCAAAGGCGAAACUACAAGCCGGCUAGGUGGUAAACCGGAUUGGCUCGACGCCGAGAAAGCUCCUUCAGCUGCUCUCGCGAGAUGCAAGAUCUGCAAAGACCUUAUGGUUCUGAUUUUGCAACUGAACGGCGAACUACCAGAGCGAUUCCCCGGCCACGAGAGACGAUUGUCGGGUCUCGGAGAAGCCUUGUUCGGUGUGAAGCCAGCCGCAGGAGGGUCGGCUCCAGUAAAUCCAUUCGCAAAAUCUUCAGGCGCGAAUCCUUUUGCAAAAUCGCCAUCCCCAGGCGGUGCCAACCCCUUUGACUCUACCUCCUCACAAGCAAAGGUUGCAGAAUCCAAGACGGAGACCGAGGAAGCAGUAAAGGAUCUACCAAAGACUUUCGCUGAGACACUGUCUCUAAACAAUCCACAGCAGACCCAUGGACCUCCCCCUCCUCCAGAACCGUGGCCGUCCGAGUCAGACCAACCGCAGUCAUAUCCCGUCAUGUAUCUCUCCGAUGCCGAGUACGAGACCCUCGACCCCAUACCGCUCCCUCCUCCUCAAGCGACCACAACAAUGGAUCUUGAUGAAGGGGGACCGUCCUCUGGCUCUGGAAAAGAAGAUAAGGUCGUAUUUGAGUCAACGAUGGAUAGUACAUUCCAGAAAUUCGCCGACCGUGUAGGACAGAACCCGGAGCAGUGUAUUCGAUACGAAUUUAGUGGCCAGCCGCUUCUAUACUCGAAAGCAGACGAGGUUGGAAAGCGGUUGCAUGAUGCUGGUACCAAUGGCAUCCCGAGGUGCGGGAACUGUGGUGCCAACAGGGUGUUCGAGGUGCAACUGACUCCCCAGGCAAUUACAGAGUUGGAGGCUGAGGAGGAGGGACUGGAGGGCAUGGACUGGGGAACGAUCAUCGUAGGAGUUUGUGAGCGGGAUUGCCAGGAGAGAAGUGCAGGCGAGGGAGAACCCGGAUACCUAGAAGAAUGGGUUGGCGUGCAGUGGGAAGAACUUACGAUGAAGAGAUAG
Molecule: messenger RNA, 1092 nt
Organism: Phaeoacremonium minimum UCRPA7
Lineage: Eukaryota; Fungi; Ascomycota; Sordariomycetes; Togniniales; Togniniaceae
Product: putative pdcd2_c domain-containing protein
Exons: 3
Coding region: 1-1092 (363 amino acids)
Biological process (GO): maturation of SSU-rRNA
Cellular component (GO): cytoplasm
Source: RefSeq, a predicted model, not a curated record